Molecule: messenger RNA, 678 nt
Organism: Aptenodytes forsteri (emperor penguin)
Lineage: Eukaryota; Metazoa; Chordata; Aves; Sphenisciformes; Spheniscidae
Gene: LRAT
Product: lecithin retinol acyltransferase (phosphatidylcholine--retinol O-acyltransferase)
Exons: 2
Coding region: 1-678 (225 amino acids)
Biological process (GO): retinol metabolic process
Molecular function (GO): phosphatidylcholine-retinol O-acyltransferase activity
Source: RefSeq, a predicted model, not a curated record
AUGAAGAACCCGGUGCCGCAGGCGGCCUCGCUGCUGCUGGAGAAGCUGCUGCUCCUCGUCCACGUCCGGCCCCUGCCCGCGGGCUCCGGCGGGGAACCGCCGGCGGCGGCCCCCGGCUACUACGACACCAGCUGCUUCAAGCGGGGCGACCUGCUGGAGGUGCCCCGCACCCUCUUCGUCCACUUCGGCAUCUACUUGGGCGAGAACCGCGUCGCCCACCUGAUGCCCGACAUCCUGCCCGCCUUCACCGGCGACCGCCGGCAGAUCCAGCAGGUGGUGACCAACAAGCGGCUCAUCCUGGGCGUCAUCACCAAAACGGCCAGCAUCCGCGUGGACACGGUGGAGGACUUCGCCUACGGCGGCAGCAUCCUGGUCAACCACAUGGACCGGCUCUUCGAGGACCAGGUGCUGGGCAGCGAGGAGUCUGUAACGGAGAGAGUGGGCAUCUCCAGCUGUCCCGUUAAAGCUUUCCUCUUUAACCCUCAUCUUUUCCUUUUUUUUUUUUUUUUUUUCCUUUCUUUUCAGUUCUGUGAGACUGUGAAGAUGAUUAUUCGGGACCAGAGGAGUGUUCUUGCUUCAGUGCUUGUGGGAUUAGCAUCAAUAGUCUGCCUAGGUUUGGCGCCCUCCACCACGCUCCCCACUAUCUUUAUUCCCUUCUUUCUGUGGAUGGCUGGCUGA